AUGGCGUCGCAUCGUGGCAUUCUGCAGAGGGCCGGUCUCCUCCCCUUCCAUUGCCAGAUCGUCAACUCUCUGGUUCCCAGCCAAGAUGACAGCCCGGACGAGGGUGAUGCCCUGGUCAUCAUCGCAAGAGGUCUAGGCCUUCGCAGGAUCGUCAGCACGAUCCUACGGAUAUACGACUCGCCCAAUAGCCUUGUUAUUCUGGUUAAUGCUACGUCCGAGGAAGAGAGCGGUAUCGGCGAGGAACUGACGACGCUUGGUGUCCGAAAGCCCGGGCUUCGUGCCAUUCACCACGAAAUGCCAGCGAAGCAAAGAUCCGAGAUGUAUCUCUCCGGCGGCAUCAUGAGCGUCACAUCGCGUAUCUUGGUGGUGGAUAUGUUGAGCAAGAGGAUACCGACUGGCUUGAUCACUGGACUGGUGGUGCUGCAUGCUGAGAAGGUCACGCCAACCUCGGUCGAAGCAUUCAUCGCAAGGAUCUAUCGUCAAGAGAACAAAGAAGGGUUUCUCAAGGCAUUCUCUGACAAUCCAGAACACUUCACGAUGGGCAUCAGCCCACUUCAGACAGUUCUGAGCCAGCUGCAUGUCAGGAAGGUGGAGCUUUGGCCACGUUUUCAUCAACAAACGAGCAAAGACCUUGGUCAACGCAAGGCAGACGUCAUCGAGCUCCAUCAACCUCUGAGUCGAUCGAUGCGCAACAUUCAGACAGCCAUCAUUGAGUGUCUCGACGCAUCUCUCUCCGAGCUCAAACGAGGCAACUCAAAUGUCGAGACGGACGACUUUUCCAUCGAGCAUGCCAUCUUCAGAGCCUUCGAUGUCAUGGUACGGAGGCAGCUAGAUCCCAUCUGGCAUCGAGUCAGUCCCAAGACGAAGCAGCUUGUGGGCGAUCUAACGACACUCCGCAACUUGCUCAACUAUCUCUUGACGUAUGACUGCGUGACGUUCAACUCUUAUUUAGAGACGAUACUGGCAUCAAGUACGACAACACUGAAGGGAACAACCCGACAGAAUCAGUCUGCAUGGCUCUUCAUGGAUGCAGCAAAUGUCAUUUUUCACGAGGCGAAGAAGAGAGCGUACAUCUGGGACGAUGCUCGAGAUCAGCAAGUGCCAACCACAGGCCCAGGAGAACAAGAAUACGCAGAUGAUGAGGAGGCGUUACGGCAAGCAGAAGCUGGACACACGGUCCAAUCGGACAGUCGUGCUGAGGGCCCAAUACCUCCAGAGGUCGAGCCCGUGCUUGAGGAGAACCCGAAGUGGCACCUGCUGCAGGAAGUCCUAGACGAGGUCGAGCAGGAGAUUCACUUCAAUAUUGAUGCAUCUGAUUCAGGAGCAGCCAACACGAUCCUGAUUAUGUGUGGGUCCGAGAGGACAAGCAUGCAGCUGCGUCAGAUUAUAUCGACGAUGGACGAGUGUCCCCCCGGUCAGCCAGGCAAGAAGCUGAUGCAUCAGCUGCUGCGAUCCUAUUUCUUUUGGAAAGGCGGUCUCGGAAAGCUGAACGCUGACCAGAGAGAGGGUCAAGGAAAUCAACAGCCAGGGUCGUCUACGAACGCAGCACAGGGAUCCUCCCCACAGUCUGGACCAAUCAACGAAGCGCUUAAGAGGAAAUUGGCAUAUCAAAAGGGUCAGCAGUCUGCUGCAAACAAGAGAAGGCGACAGCGUGGCGGUUCCUCUGCGCAGCAUGCGGCAGGAAGGUUCAGCAGUGCCACGGAUGCUGCUGGGCAAGCGAGCCUUCAUGCCGAGGCUGCGCAUGUCUCCGACUUUAUCGCAUCUGCAGCGGCAAGCGGCGAAAACGGCUCGUCCACGCUAGAAGCGCCCAUCGAUGCGGAACAGAUCUCUGACGAGAUCGAUGAGGUUGAAUUCGACGCUUUCUUCGGAAUGCUCAGCAUGGAGAAUCUCGUUGUAGUCCGCUCUUACCGCGGUGACCAAGACGACAAAGUCCUACAAGAGCUUCGACCACGCUUCGUCAUCAUGUACGACCCAGACCCAGCAUUUGUGCGUCGGGUCGAGAUCUACCGCAGUACAAACCCUGGUGUGGGUGUGCGAGUAUAUUUCCUCAUCUACGCCGACUCGGUGGAAGAACAACGAUAUCUCAGCGCACUGCGAAGGGAAAAGGAAUCUUUCGAGAGACUCAUCCGAGAGAAGUCCAUGAUGGCGCUUCCACUUUCAGCAGAUGGUCGACCAAUCGCCGAAGAUGCUGAUCAACGCUUCUUGCGGACGAUCAGCAGCAGAGUAGCAGGCGGACAGCGAUCAGCCACAGCGGAGCCGCCUCGAAUCAUUGUGGAUAUGCGAGAAUUUCGAUCGAGCUUGCCGUCUAUGCUGCAUGCGGCAGACAUCCAGGUGAUUCCCUGUACUCUGCAGGUGGGUGAUUACGUCCUGACACCAACUAUGUGUGUCGAGCGCAAGAGUCUUAGCGACUUGAUACAGAGUUUUAACUCUGGACGUUUGUACACUCAGUGCGAGCUUAUGUGUGUCUAUUACCAACACCCCAUCCUUCUGAUCGAAUUCGACCAGGACAAGUCCUUCUCGCUCAAAUCGAUCAACGACGUCAAGCCGAGCGGACGCACAGCUCCGUCAGAGCUCGACAUGCAAGCCAAGCUCGUCUUGCUUACGUUAGCAUUCCCGAGACUGCGCAUGAUUUGGUCGAGCUCUCCGUUUGCGACCUCGGAGAUAUUCGCUGAUCUCAAGCAGAAUUUCGACGAGCCAGACGCGGCGAAGGUGGCCUUGGUAGGUCUGGAUGAUAUGCUAGAAGCUGAAGGUAGCACUACUAGCGAGAUGGUCAGGCGCACAGAUUGGCAGUCGUCGAGCGAACACUCGUUCAAUUUAGGACCGCAAGAUCUGCUUCGUGCUUUGCCAGGAGUCAACACUAAGAACUUCCGCUACAUCAUGAGUCAGGUACGUGACAUUUCUGACCUAUGCGAGAUGUCUGCGGAAGAUCUGAGUGAAUUGAUAGGCGUGCAACCGGCUCGGCAGCUUACACGCUUCAUCGAGAGAGGCCUUUGA
This is a messenger RNA of Ustilago hordei, 2994 nucleotides long. RefSeq lists its product as uncharacterized. Lineage: Eukaryota; Fungi; Basidiomycota; Ustilaginomycetes; Ustilaginales; Ustilaginaceae. Gene Ontology annotation, molecular function: single-stranded DNA binding; damaged DNA binding; single-stranded DNA endonuclease activity. Gene Ontology annotation, cellular component: nucleotide-excision repair factor 1 complex. Bases 1 to 2994 code for a protein of 997 amino acids. Gene Ontology annotation, biological process: double-strand break repair via homologous recombination; nucleotide-excision repair involved in interstrand cross-link repair; resolution of meiotic recombination intermediates. The record is from RefSeq and is a predicted model, not a curated record. The transcript has 5 exons.